UGGCUACCUCCGCAGGCGUGUUGCUAUGGCAACCAUAGGACGCGCAGCGGGCAGAUUCUCUCAUGGCUUUCUUCGGACUCACGCAGCUCGGCUAUCAGACUCCAUUACGGGCUGUCAGCCUCCCGGGCAACGGGCAAGGGACAGUCUUCAGCCAGACAGCGGACAGUGGAAAACACGAGGAAAGUCACAUAAAGCUGCCUGCGCUUGUUCCCCGGCCUCCUACUGUCAGUCAUGGGAAGUAUCAAGAGAUGCGGAGACGACAUCAAGACCUAAGAACCCCAAAACAGACUCAGCGAUUGCCUGCAACUGCUGCUCAACAGUAUGGUUGGUGGCUUCCUCAGGAUCCGAAAUGUAAAGCAGAAUCUGUUCAUCCAUGGAUUGGCUCUCAGCGUUACCCUCAUAUAAACAGUCCUAUGACUUUGUUUGUGCAACAGAUGUACCUUACAGACAAAUCCUUCCGUCUUUUCUAAGUGAGCCAUCUGCUUUUGUGCAGCCUCCAUAUCUAUCCAAUCCCAGUAUGAUUUCUGCUGUGCCAAAUUCUCUUUUACAUGCCCAGUAUCUAUGGAUCUAAUGCUCAGAGGUUAAAUAUGAAAACAUUCUGCUUUCUGUUGGCUGUGCAAAUGUGAGAUAUCUUAUGGCUUUGAAUAAUAUUUUAGUGGUUUGAUCUAGAACUGAUAGCUGAUAAAUCUUAUGAAAGUAA
Messenger RNA from Xenopus laevis (African clawed frog), 700 nucleotides. RefSeq names its product testis-expressed protein 49 (gene spmip11.S). The transcript is spliced from 4 exons. Lineage: Eukaryota; Metazoa; Chordata; Amphibia; Anura; Pipidae. The record is from RefSeq and is a predicted model, not a curated record. The coding region runs from base 63 to 470 and encodes 135 amino acids.